Messenger RNA from Protopolystoma xenopodis, 1297 nucleotides. The record is from the annotation of a GenBank genome assembly. Lineage: Eukaryota; Metazoa; Platyhelminthes; Monogenea; Polystomatidea; Polystomatidae.
GCGCUAUUUUCGUUCUGGUCCUGUCCUGUCGCCUGUAGUCGUGCCUUCCUUAAUGCCUUCUUCUGACAAUGACGAUAUUUCUUCAUUUGACUUUCGACAAAGAAUCAUCAACAAAAAUAGAACUAAUAAGAAGGCUGGGGGCUUUCAAUCAAUGGGUUUAAGCCAAACCUCACUUAAAGGUGUUUUAAGGAAAGGGUAUAAGAUACCAACGCCAAUACAAAGAAAAGUAACCAUAAUGAUGGCUAUUCCUUUAAUACUUCUAGGAAAAGAUGUUGUUGCAAUGGCACGUACUGGGAGUGGAAAGACGGCAGCAUUUAUAAUUCCUAUGUUAGACAGACUCAAAAUUGAGGAUCAAUUUGAUGCACUUCAUAGAAACCCCGAUAUUAUUGUAGCAACACCGGGACGAUUGCUCCAUAUUAUCAUGGAGAUGAACAUAAAGUUAAGCACAAUACAGUAUGUGGUUUUUGAUGAGGGAGACAGGCUCUUUGAAAUGGGUUUUUCAGAGCAACUUGCUGAAACCCUACACCGUUUACCAAAGGCUCGUCAAACCCUAAUAUUCUCGGCCACGCUGCCUCGAGCUCUUGCUGAGUUUUCUAGGGCUGGAUUAAUCGAUCCCGUUUUAAUACGGCUUGAUGUGGAUUCCAAAUUGAGUCCGUUAACUAAGAUAGCACAUAUGAUCUGUUCGGCCGAUCACAAGUUCUCCAUCUUGUUCCACCUCAUUCAAAAUGUGGUACCAGCAAAAGAGCAAAUUAUAGUUUUCUUUGCUACAAAACAUCAUGUUGAAUACGCUGAAAACCUUCUGAGGGAUCUUGGUGUCUCAUGCGUUGGCGUUCACUCUGGACUCGAUCCAGUUGCCCGUAAUCAGGCUGUAUAUGGUUUUCGAGCAAAUCGAACCAGAGCCUUACUCGUCACUGAUUUGGCGGCUCGUGGAAUUGAUAUUCCUUUACUUUAUUGUGCCAUUAAUUUUCACUUUCCUGGACAGCCAAAACUUUUUAUUCAUCGUGUGGGUCGAGUGGGCCGAGCAGGCCGGGCAGGAGUAUCCUACUCCUUGGUGGACCCAACGGAAAUGCCCUACCUUUUGGAUCUCUUUGUUUCGCUUGGAAGAAGUAUUGAGCUUGCUACCCACGAUGAUGCUACAUAUUCGCAUGAAAAUUGGCCGAGUGGCCUCCUGGGUCGAGCACCUUUGGAAAUUAAUGAAACGUUUGGCUAUUUGGUUAGACAAAGGCGGGCUACGAACUCCACUCUGUGGGGCGAGGGUAGCAACGGCGUUGCGAUAGGAAAGUCUGGGGCCCGUUAA